Mytilus trossulus (common blue mussel) is the source of this 5185-nucleotide messenger RNA. Its product is annotated as protein retinal degeneration B-like. NCBI's taxonomy places the organism in Eukaryota, Metazoa, Mollusca, Bivalvia, Mytilida, Mytilidae. The record is from RefSeq and is a predicted model, not a curated record. Gene Ontology annotation, biological process: phospholipid transport. Gene Ontology annotation, cellular component: cytoplasm. The coding region runs from base 553 to 4503 and encodes 1316 amino acids. Gene Ontology annotation, molecular function: phosphatidylcholine intramembrane carrier activity; phosphatidylcholine binding; phosphatidylinositol transfer activity. The transcript is spliced from 23 exons.
CUGAAAUGAUGUGUGGUAUGUAAACAAAUAAAAUACUUUAGAUUAUCUGUACAUGAUUAUACUGCAUUCAUAUUGGACUUUGAACAAUUUUUUUGUUGUUUUUUUCCUUUGAAAAGGUUUAUAACUGAUUACAACAAAGGAAAAUGAAAAUGAAGAUUAAAAUGAUUAGAAAAAUGUUUUCCAGAGAAGGAAGGGAUAAAAGGAAGAUUACAUGACGUUUGUAAAAAUUGUUAAUUAUUUUAAUAGAGGAUAAUGAUUUAUGAAACUGCAUUGGUAUAAUCCAUAUAAGGAAACCAUAGUUGGAUGUAUUUAGUUUAGUUUAAGCAGAACAUGCAGAAUUGUUUGUCAAAAUGUAGCUGUAUGGAGUUCUAAGACAAAAGCCAUGUGAUACCUAUGGAAACAAUUUGUUCAUUACUUAUAACUCCAAAAAAAAGUUGAUUCAAUCAUUCAUAAUUACAAUACUUUUGAAAUAUUUUGUAAGAGACUGUGUGAAUAAGUAAAGGAUUUAUUGACCAAUCAGAACAGUUUUUGACCAAUCAGAUUACAGACACAAUGUUAGUGAAGGAAUAUAGAAUAGCUUUGCCUAUGAGUGUUGAGGAGUACAGGAUAGCACAGUUAUAUAUGAUUCAGAAAAAGAGUCGAGAUGAAAGCUCUGGUGAAGGCAGUGGUGUUGAAAUUAUCGUGAAUGAACCCUACACGGAUGGGCCAGGAGGAAAUGGCCAGUACACAUAUAAAAUCUAUCACAUUGGAUCACAUUUACCAGGUUGGUUCCGAGCUAUAUUACCGAAGUCAGCGCUGAGAGUAGAGGAGGAAGCAUGGAAUUCUUACCCGUACACCAAGACACGUUACCGAUGUCCAUUUGUGGAGAAAUUCCUUCUGGAAAUAGAAACGAAAUAUUUGAAUGAUGGAGGGACACAAGAAAAUGUCUUUAAAUUAUCUCAGUCUGAUAUUAAACAAAGACAAAUUGAUUAUCUGGACAUUGUAAAAGACCCUAUAUCUAGUGGGGACUAUAGGAAAGAAGAGGACCCCAAGUUAUAUAAGUCUACCAAAACUCAAAGGGGUCCAUUGACAGACACAUGGUGGAAAGAACAUUCUGAGGGGUUAAAAAAUCCAUCCUCUGGAAAAGCUAUCAUGACUGCAUAUAAACUCUGUCGUGUGGAAUUCAAAUAUUGGGGCAUGCAGAAUAAGAUAGAGAGAUUUAUACAUGAAAUAGGUUUAAGAAAGACCAUGUUGAGAGCCCAUAGACAAGCCUGGUGUUGGCAGGACGAGUGGUAUGGGUUACAGAUCAGUGAUAUAAGACGUUUAGAACUAGAAACACAGAGAGCACUAGCGGAGAAGAUGGGAUUCGCCAGCGAGAACGAGGAAGAGGAAGAAUCAGAUGAUCAGGGCAAUACAUUAAAACAUAAUUCCACAUCGUCUCACGAUGAACGUCCAAAGAUCCCGAUCUCUAAGUCAGAAGACACAGUGUCCACUUCGUCCGACAGCAAGUUAACAGUUCGUUCAGGGGAUUCUCCUGCUGUGAUGAAGGAACAUAGAUCUCUGUCAGCUUCCUCUAAAUCAAGAUCAUUUGGAAGUUCUGCUAGAGAGAUUUCUACAACUAGAAUGUUUGAGAGUUUAGAAAAGUUACAAGAAUCCAGUUCAGAUGAAGAAUUCUAUGAUGCUGAAGAGGAAUUAGUAGAAUUUUAUUUGUCCAACUCUAAAGAAGACCUAUAUGAGAGAAGUGCUGACCCCCAGUUAUUGAGGUCAUCACCAAUAGAUGUACAGUCCCUGAAUGAUGAGUUUGCUGAUGCCAGGUCUACUAUAUCUCUUGAUCCAGCAGAUACGCCAUUGGAAAGAAGGAUGGAACAGAUACGUCAACACUACAGCAUUGACCAAUCAACACACCCACACACAUCACCACCAGACUCAGCCAGUUGUAAAUCUAGUAUAUUGUUUAUGGUGCUUCAUGGAGGUUGUCUUGUUGAUACACACGUAGAGAACCAGCAUCCCUCCAAGCGGAAUGACUUUGUUACUAUGAAGUCUUCAUUUGAAAGUGUUAUACGUUCACAUUAUCCAGGAGCUUAUGGACACAUAGCAUUCAAACUGGUCCCUUGUCCACAGAUUUGUUCUGAUGUUUUAGAUAUAUUAGCAAGUAUAACCCCGUUUUCCUUUGAAUCUCAGUCACCAAACAGCGUGGAUGGACCAAUAUGGACACAAGAGUUUGUUCCCCUUGGUGCGAUAGCAUUAUUUGCGAGUUCUAAUCCUGAUUAUCACGAGUGUGUCAAUAAAACUGUGUCUAAGGCUAAUAUAGUAUACCAGGAAUUCUUAACUUCAGACGAAGGAAAAGGAUUCAACGGACAGGUUUGUUUGAUAGCUGAUAGUACCAGUUCUGUGUUAGCGUAUGAUGCCCUAUGUCAAAAUCCUUCCUGUAUGCGAUAUCUUAGUACAUAUGACAGUCGUGAGGCUCUUCCUGAGGUCGACUCUACGACAUCGUUCAGAAGAGAACGUUCAAAAACAGAAUCCUCGGGUGCAAAAACAAACAUAGACACAACAAGACAAUUGAGUCACAGUGACCCAGAUUUAACAUUAAAUAGUCCUAAUGUAAACAAUCAGUGUAGUAAAAGUGAUAUUGUGAGCAUAGAUUACAAAAUGAAAAGGACAUGUUCUACAAGAGAUCCACCUAAUCACCCAAGUCAUCAAUCAUAUCUUAAUGUAAAUGAGAAAGACCCUUCAAGGAGAACUAGUACAGGAAGUAAUUUUGAAGGGACAUAUUUAAAAUUUGACUUUGAUGUGUCUGACAUGUUCAUUCUAGGAUCACCGUUGGGACUUGUGUUAGCUUAUCGAAGGAUGUACUGUGGUGAAGAUAGAUCUUUUUCUCCCUACAGUCCAGCCUGUGGUCAAGUCUACAACAUAUUUCAUAAUAGUGACCCAUCAGCAUUUAGACUGGAACCCUUAUUAAACAACACAUUUAGAUACAUACCACCUGUUAAAGUUUCUAGAUACUCAAAAUAUCCUCUAGGUGAUGGGGAACCAGUUCAUGUUGUUGAAACAGUACAGAGUAAUUUAUCCUUGUUUCUGGGAACGAGGAAAAGUUCCAGUGGCCAUAUUUUACAACGACAAAACAGUAUAUCCAGUGUCGUUAGUAAUAUGUCUGGGAUGGGAGAGAAUACUAUGUCAGUUUUAGCCAAUGUAACUAGUAAAUGGUGGGGUAACAAGAGGAUAGACUUUGAGUUAUACAGUCCAGAUAUCCUACAUUCAUUCCCUACAUCAGCAUUACCUCCCCUGUUUCAUGCCAGUUUCUGGGAGUCAUCAGAUUUAGCAUCGUUUAUCUUAAGACAGGUUUUGAGACAUGAUGUAUUAUUGAAUGAAGCAGCAGAGAAACUUAGUUUAUUACCAGACUCUGUGAUGUCAGCCAAACAACCAAAAGAAAAGUGGUUAAAAAGGAGAACAACCAUCAAAGUUAAAAAUUUACAAGCCAAUCACCGUGGAAAUGAUGUAAUAGUGGUUGAUGGGAAGGAGCAGACGAUCACAGCUAGAUUUAUGUACGGAUCAUUUGAUGUUACUUCUUUGUCAGGAGAAAAGGUCGACGUACAUGUCAACAACCAAUCUACAGGAGACUGGGAAUACCUAGGUACUUCUGUAACAGACAAACAUGGACGUUUACAGUUUACUGUACCUAAAGAGAAAAUGUUACCUCAGGGAAUGCACCCAGUAAAAGUGGUUGUCAGAGGAGACCAUACCUUUGCUGACUUUUUCCUGUCUGUAUUACCACCCCAUACUGACACAGUUGUAUUCAGUAUAGAUGGGUCCUUUACGGCCAGUGUUUCUAUAUCAGGGAAAGAUCCAAAAGUUAGAGGUGGGGCUGUCGAUGUUGUCAGACAUUGGCAGGACCAAGGUUAUUUAAUUAUAUACGUCACAGCUCGCCCAGACAUGCAACAUCGUAAAGUUGUUUCAUGGUUAGCAAUGCAUAACUUUCCACAUGGCAUGGUAGCAUUCAUGGAAGGUAUCACUAAAGACCCACUCAGACAAAAGUUAAACUACCUGAAAGGACUACAAACAGAUGCCCAGAUAGUUUACAGGGCAGCCUAUGGCUCGAGUAAAGAUAUAUAUGUCUAUAAAGAGUUAGGUCUGACAGUGGCACAGAUAUUUAUUGUGGGAAAAGCUUCAAAGAAAGAUGCAUCUAAAGCACAGGUUUUAGCUGAUGGUUAUGGUGCACAUUUGAAUGACUUAAUUGCAGCAGGAUCACUUCGCCCUGUGUUAACUAAUGCCAGGAUAAUACGACGUGGCUGCAUAGCACAUCCAGAAAAAUCAGAGGGCAAAAAACAAUUGAAACGAUCCUCUUCACAUAAUCCAGCGGGAAAAGAUGGCAAGCAAUUGGAAAACUGUGCUUCACAGAUUCGAAUCACUGUGGGGGAACACGGGAACACAGUGUUACAACCAGGACAGACAGAUUAUGGAGGGAUAGUCCGACCUCGAGGCUCAUCACCUCGGUUAAUGACUAGUAUAAAUGAUAGCAAGAGAUAGCAUCUCAUGUAAAUAUUAAUUGUGCCAUCUCAUGGCAUGUGAUUUGUUGGUAAUAUGUCUGGGUACUGUGUACCCUGGUUUUAUCCCUAUGGUUCAGAAUCAAGUUAUCAGAUUUGGCGCUUAAAAGAAAGCUCGAUCAGAAUUCAAAGUAAGGUUAAGAGAAUGUAUUGUCUAGAAUCAUAGUUAAUGUAAAUUGCUGCGCUACUACAGGGGUUGUUUGAAGACCUUGACGACCCAUGAGUUUUGUACAGUCUGUUUUGAUAGAUUGGUCCAUUGGAUUGUAAUGACGCAAAAUAUGUUAAAAACUCGGUUGGAUUAGCAUUCUGUUUUCAUUUAUUUUUUUAUUGGUGUAGUUAUGAAUUUAAAAGUUUAAAACCCCUUCAUCUGUUGUGUCAACCUGUAACAUUUUGAUAUUGUCAUUUGUAUAUAUACUCUUUGACACACUAUCACUUCAUAUUGGACAUUUUAGAUAUUACAUUUUGACCAAUAUGUUAGAGAGUUAAAAUGGAAACAGAAAAUAAUUUCUUCUCUGAGACUGAAGUAAAACAAAUGAAAAAGAAUUGAACCAGACAAAGAAUGUUACAGCUGAUUUCAUUGAGUAUGUAUCCAAAGGUUACUUCUUUGGUUAGCUUGCUUGUUAGCUGAACUGUGGAUUAAUCAUUUAAAGGUCAGGUAUACUACC